Messenger RNA from Oncorhynchus gorbuscha (pink salmon), 1142 nucleotides. Its product is annotated as homeobox protein Hox-B5b-like. Gene Ontology annotation, cellular component: nucleus. The coding region runs from base 166 to 996 and encodes 276 amino acids. The transcript has 2 exons. Gene Ontology annotation, biological process: anterior/posterior pattern specification; regulation of transcription by RNA polymerase II. The record is from RefSeq and is a predicted model, not a curated record. NCBI's taxonomy places the organism in Eukaryota, Metazoa, Chordata, Actinopteri, Salmoniformes, Salmonidae. Gene Ontology annotation, molecular function: RNA polymerase II cis-regulatory region sequence-specific DNA binding; DNA-binding transcription factor activity, RNA polymerase II-specific.
CUGGUCAACAAAGGCACGUGAUUCCCGAGCGCUCUCCCAUAUUUGGCCGCAUACCUGGCAAAGUUCAGUAGGCUUCAUUGCUAUAAUUCAUGAUUACAUCAUAAAUCGUGAAGCAGAGGAUUAUAGCGACAAAGAUCUACAAAUCCAGUCUUUAAAAACAACCAAAUGAGCUCUUACUUUGUUAACUCGUUUUCAGGGCGCUAUCCGAAUGGCUCCGACUAUCAGUUAUUAAAUUAUGGGACUAACGGCGCUGUGAACGGUACGUUUAGGGAUUCUGGCACCAUGAACUCCGGGUCUUUCGGCUGCAACUACAAUGGCAUGGACCUAACCGUAAAUCGCACCAACACUGGUAACCACUUCGGGGCUGUUGGGGAUGAUACUCGUGGUUUCCCGUCCACGGGCACGGACGCCCGAUACAGACAGCCGACCUGCUCGCUCUCGUCUCCACAUCCACACCCCCUGCCUUGCGGCACCCCCGAGUCUUUGGAAAUAAAAAGCCCCUCUCCUCCAUCUGACCGGACCACGACCUCGGGCGGCAAUAAUAAUCUCAACAAAGGCAACAACAGUCAUUUCACAGAGACAGAGGAUACCGCCGUUGUCUCUGAGUCCGAGGAAGGUGCACACACAAGCAGCACAGCUCCCCGGGCGCAACAACCACAACAGGAGUCCAACGCAACCUCUACGACGGCGAACGAUUGCCAAACGCCACAAAUAUUCCCUUGGAUGCGGAAACUGCACAUUAACCAUGAAAUGGCUGGACCUGAUGGGAAAAGGGCCCGAACAGCGUACACCCGCUACCAGACGCUAGAACUGGAGAAAGAAUUUCACUUCAAUAGAUACCUAACCCGGAGGAGGAGAAUAGAGAUAGCCCACACUUUGUGCCUCACGGAACGACAAAUAAAAAUAUGGUUCCAGAAUCGACGGAUGAAAUGGAAGAAGGACAAUAAACUGAAAAGUAUGAGUCUGGUUACAGGAGGUAGCGUGUUCCAUAACUGAGCUCGAACUGCAAGUGAUGAUAAGGGGGAAUCCGGAGUGUAAAACUAAAGCGCAGCACCUUUCGGCAUGUUGUGAUUUUAGACGGAAAGAUGUUCUGUGGUCUUAAACAGGCGUUUAGUUUUCCAUUGUGUUAUGGUAACCUGUAG